CUUCGCCCAGUGCCAUAAUUCUCUUUCAAUCACGCUCUUCCUCUGCAACCUUCACCGGAAAAUAGAAAAGCAAAAAUGUCACAGGAGACGGUGAAAAGCAACAAUAUCCGGCGCAUUGUUCGGCUCCGUCAAAUGCUACAACACUGGCGCCAGACGGCACGAGUGGCAUCCUCCAGAGCACCGCCGUCCGACGUCCCUGCCGGUCACAUCGCCGUCUGUGUCGGCAGCGAAUACCGGCGAUUCAUCGUCCGCGCUACCUUCCUGAACCAUCCGAUCUUCCAGAAGCUUCUCACGGAAGCUGAAGAAGAAUACGGCUUCACUACGCAAGGAGCUCUGGCGCUUCCGUGCGACGAAUCGGUAUUCGAAGAGGUUCUCCGAGUCAUCGCUCGUUCCGAGUUGCGUAACUCAUCGCGAAAUCCGAAUCUCACAGAUUGGCAGAGGCGAUGCGAUGAAGAUAUCAGAAAGAACUCCGAGUUUUUAGGCGAAUCAAAACCUUUACUGUAUGGAUAUGCCGAUAGUAAAUCCGUUUGUUGAAGUGUUCGAGUGGCUGAGUUGCCGCCAAAUCGACUCGGAAUAUCCGAGUCUAGUUCCGGUAAGUCGAUAGACUUUUUUCUUUUUCCCUUCACUUUUGUGUGCUAACAAAUAUCGUACUGGAAAUUUCGGAUUAUACUGAAGAUACCAGUCCUCCUCCGGUCGAUUUUGGCCAGAUAGACGGCCGGACGGCCAUUAAAAGUUGAAUUAGCGAGUCAGUCGGUGUGCAAUCGGAGGCUUUUCUUAAUAGCCUGUAAAUGCCCUAAUAAUUCCUCCAUUAACCUUUCUCAUGUAGAAAAAAUUGGCAGAGUAUGUAUACAUAUAUCUGUGCACUAGUGCUUGAAUCUUCUUUUCUCUGUUCAGCAAUAUAAUAGUUUAAAUUUCAAGUGUGAGAAAAAUUCCUCUAGAUUUUAGGUCAAAAAAAAACCCCAAUCUGUUCUUCUAGCUUGGAUGUUAGGGAUAUUUGAAUGUACGAACAUUUUCUGCUCAUCAGGUUAUUUAUAAGUAUUUUUUUAGGGUGAAAACUA
Messenger RNA from Cucurbita pepo subsp. pepo (vegetable marrow), 1058 nucleotides. RefSeq names its product protein SMALL AUXIN UP-REGULATED RNA 51. The record is from RefSeq and is a predicted model, not a curated record. Lineage: Eukaryota; Viridiplantae; Streptophyta; Magnoliopsida; Cucurbitales; Cucurbitaceae. Gene Ontology annotation, biological process: response to auxin.